Molecule: messenger RNA, 864 nt
Organism: Miscanthus lutarioriparius
Lineage: Eukaryota; Viridiplantae; Streptophyta; Magnoliopsida; Poales; Poaceae
Source: the annotation of a GenBank genome assembly
AUGCGGAGCUCCACCAGCGCCGCCGCGACGCCGCCGGCGUCACCGGCCCCACCGGCGCCGACGAGCCCUAAGCCCGGCGCCACAAAGCGGCAGCGGAAGUCGGUGCCGCUCGGCGACGUCACCAACCAACUCCUCCGCCCCGAGACCCCGACCCCGAUCAAGCCGAGAAGGACUGCGCGCCGGCCCCUCCCCGCGCCCUCCUCCGCCUCCGCUGUCUCCUCCUCCACCUGCCCCUCCUCCGCCUCGGUCACGCCCGCGCUCAAGCCGUCCUACUCCGCGUCGGCCACGCCCGCGCCCGAGCCGCCGUCCUCCUCCGCGUCGGCCACGCCCGCGCCCCAACCGUCGUCCUCCGCCACGGUCACGGCCGUGCCCAAGCCGUCCUCCGCCGCCUCGGCCACGCCGGCGCCCGAGCCGUCGUUCGCCGACACGGUCACGCCCGCGCCCGAGCCGUCGUCCGCCGCCACGGUCACGCCCGCGCCCAAGCCGUCCUUCGCCGCCGUCCUCCUCGAGGAGGAAGGGAGCGUGUUCGAAUCGCCGACCAUCUGCACGGUUUACGCGAGGCGCAGAACUACCGAGGCUGAGGUUGAGGGACGGAGCAACCCCACCAUCAUCAACAAGGGCAAGGAACCCGUCGGUGCUGCGGCGAGUUGCCCCCCUCUUGGAAAAUCUACAAGGAACAUCAGGAAAAAGGAUACUCGGCGCAUCUCUUCGUCAGCUCCUUGCCAUGAAGCUAAAAAGAAGCGGCCCCUUGCAAAGACACCCAAGUUACCAGAAGAAUUUGUGAAGAAGCAAAAAGCAUACUUUGCAGAUGUGGAUGCCUUUGAACUGGCAGAGGAAGAGGUAUCAGAAUCUGAGCUGGAGUGA